AUGGCUAGUAUUGCAUUCCCCCAGUAUUCCAAACACCUCACCCUCUCAACAACACACACCUACAAUUAUGUGUACAUCCCCGCCGUCAAACCCUCUUUCCCAACAAUUCUAUUUCUACACGGAUUCCCCUCUUCAAGUUAUGACUGGCGCCACCAGAUCACCUUCUUCGCAGCCCAGGGCUACGGGGUCCUGGCUCCAGACCUACUAGGCUAUGGUGGCACUAGCAAGCCCGCUGCAGUGGAGGGGUACAAGACCAAGAAAAUGGCGGCGGAGAUCACAGAGAUCCUCGAUCACGAAAACUUAGCCCGUGUUCACGCUGUCGCCCAUGAUACGGGCAGUAUACUUCUUUCUCGACUGGUGAACUAUUUUCCCGAAAGAAUUCAUUCAUGCACGUUCCUGGCUGUCCCGUAUUCCCAACCGGGGACACAUUUUGAUCUUGAUGCUGUGAAUGCGAUGACCAAGCAGCUUCUCGGCCACGAACAUUUCGGAUAUUUGAGGUUUUUUGUUAGCGAGGGGAGUGGAGACUUGUUGGAUGAACAUAGCGAAUCCUUCUCCACUUUGUUUUAUCCUGCAGAGCCUGAACUAUGGGAAACGCACGUUGGUCCUACGGGAGCACUGGAGUCAUGGAUUCAAGCUGAUUACCGAGGACCACUAGCACCCUACAUUACAGACGAGGAACGCAUGAUCCACCAGAAAAUAAUGAAAGGACACCAUUCCUCUGCACUAAAUUGGUAUCGCGCAUUAGUCUGGAACAUCAACGAGAAAGACGAGGUCGAGGAUGCUCUGCCGGUGAAAAUAUCGCUUCCAGUGAUGAUGGUCACUGCGGCUCCGAGCUUAGUUCAGUUACCUGGUGCGGCGGAGCAGAUGAAAGCUGUCGCUGAUGAUUUGACUGUCAAAGAAGUCAGUACACGAGGCCAUUGGAUGCCGUUGGAGGCACGGGAUGAGGUUAAUUCGAUGUUGAAAGAGUUUUUUGAGAGAAGAUGA
Molecule: messenger RNA, 984 nt
Organism: Penicillium lagena
Lineage: Eukaryota; Fungi; Ascomycota; Eurotiomycetes; Eurotiales; Aspergillaceae
Product: alpha/beta fold hydrolase
Exons: 3
Coding region: 1-984 (327 amino acids)
Molecular function (GO): catalytic activity
Source: RefSeq, a predicted model, not a curated record